UAACGGUGAAGGUCAUUGUUGCUAGACUGUAACUUAUCCAUGGGGUUGUUUACCAUCCUAAAGAAACUUAAGCAGAAAGAAAAGGAAGUCAGAAUAUUGAUACUAGGAUUAGACAAUGCUGGUAAAACAACGAUUGUAAAAAAAUUCAACGGUGAAGAUAUCAAUAGUAUUUCACCAACUUUAGGUUUUAGUAUUCAAACAUUAGAACAUAUGGGUUUUAAAUUAAAUAUAUGGGAUGUUGGUGGACAAAAAUCUUUACGGUCAUAUUGGCGUAAUUAUUUUGAAACUACAGAUGCUUUAAUAUGGGUUGUGGAUAGUUCCGAUCGUUUACGUUUAGAAGAUUGUCGAAUUGAAUUAUCGAAGCUAUUAGUUGAAGAACGUUUAGCCGGUGCUACUCUACUUGUAUUUGCUAAUAAACAAGAUUUAUCUGCAUCAUUGAAACCAGCACAAAUACGUGAAUUAUUACAUUUAGACGAAAUAACAACACAUCAUUGGUUAAUUCUUGGUUGUAGUGCAGUUACUGGAGAGAAUUUAUUAGAAGGUAUCAAUUGGUUACUGAAAGAUGUCUCUUCUCGAAUAUUCUCAUCAGAUUAAUUAAAUUUACUGCUGCUGUUGUUGUUGUUAUUGGUAUUGAAGUUUAGUCUCCCUUGCUAUUCGAGAAUUCAACAUCGUUUAUUAUAUAUUAAUUUUUUCUUACAUAAAACUAACAUUGAUUGUGUUAUGUAUGAUUUUAAUGCCUAAAUAAACUCAUUCAUUAUACGAUAAUUGACAAUGUACAUUUGAUUUAUGCUUGUAAAUAUAUAUAUAUGUAUUAAUUAACGUUUAAGUUAUUAUAAGUUUUGAAUACUGGGACUGUGGUGCGAGCUACUUAU
This is a messenger RNA of Schistosoma turkestanicum, 872 nucleotides long. The record is from the annotation of a GenBank genome assembly. NCBI's taxonomy places the organism in Eukaryota, Metazoa, Platyhelminthes, Trematoda, Strigeidida, Schistosomatidae.